UUAUUAAUUACAAAAAUCAACAAAAAAAUAAGUUAUUCGGGUUGAUUUGUCGUUUUAAAAGAUACACUUUCAUUUGAAAUGGAGAGAAGAUUCUCAUGGGACCAUGAAGAGACAAUUAUUGAGUUUGUCAAAAAUCAUUCAGUUUUGUUUGACAUCAACCAUCCUGAGUACAGAAAUUCAGCGCACAAGCAAAGACUGUGGAGGGAACUUGCAACAAUACUAAACAGAUCAACUGAAGAUGUUCAAAAGAAGUGGUUCAACAUAAGAGACUAUCAUAAACGAAAAAAGAAAGGACCCCCUGGCCCAUCUGGGGGGAAGCCAUCACAGCGUGAAGAAGCUCUAUCCUUUCUAGACGGAUUUUUCUGUGUCAAAAAAAGGCUGAAUCGUGAAUCAAACCCGAAAGUGUCAGCAAGGUCGGUGACAGGUGCUCCAAACCGUGACAAUCACUUGAAGAAUUUGAAAUAG
Nilaparvata lugens (brown planthopper) is the source of this 465-nucleotide messenger RNA. RefSeq lists its product as uncharacterized. Gene Ontology annotation, cellular component: transcription regulator complex; nucleus. Gene Ontology annotation, biological process: regulation of transcription by RNA polymerase II. The record is from RefSeq and is a predicted model, not a curated record. The transcript has 3 exons. The coding region runs from base 79 to 465 and encodes 128 amino acids. NCBI's taxonomy places the organism in Eukaryota, Metazoa, Arthropoda, Insecta, Hemiptera, Delphacidae.